UCUUGUGCAAUGUUUGUAUCACAAGUUUCUGUAUUCAUUACUACAAAGAAACAACAAAGAAUAAUCUAUACAAAGAAUCGUCAUAGUAUUAUUUUGGUUGUCAAAGUAGGUUUAUAUAUCUUUUCUGCAAAUAUCAUUUGGCUUUUUUCUGCAAAAUAACGUCGCAAUAGCGAAACUGGGAACUCUAGCAGCAAUAAGGAUGUUAGCCCACUUAAGAUAGUGUCCAGAACAGUCUCGACGAUCGUGAUUGAAGUUUAACUGUUCUUAGCAGAUCUCCUAUAAUUCGGCAAGCAGCUAUGCUCACUUCAGAGUAUAUUUAUGAGAAAAAGUAUAGGAUAUGUAGAAAAGUAUGCUCAGCAUUAUUCAGAGCUUAGACAACCUAAACGCAGCUAAUUUUAUUCUAAUUAGACUAUACUACUUGAUAAUAGCGGAUAAGCUCUUGGAGAAAACUGUUAUAUGAAUUGAAAGCAAUUCAAAACGUGCUAUCCAAAAUGGUAUUUUUUGAAUCAACUUUAAAAGCAUUCAAAAUCGAACAAGCAAGGAAGAACUACAAUCGAGAAAAAUCCAAGUCAACAACAAUUUCAAAAGUCUGGGAUACAAAUCAUAACGUUCUCAAAGAAAUUUAUAUUCAAAGUAAUAUAUUAUUUGCAAGAAUUAAUAAAGCAUUGCAAAAUUGUAUUUUUGUUACGACGAAUUUAAAGACUUUUUGUAUCGCGACUAUUUCUAUAAAUAAAACUGUUGAAAACAAGAUUUUUAAAAGCAUUGUCGGGUUUUCGAGUGGUAUUUUUCUAACUUACAUCUUGUUUUUGUUUUUUCUUAUACACAUAAAGUUCACCUUAUCUUCUGCAACUCUUUUUUGCUCAUUACUAGGAAUAGUAUUAACUAUCACUUUUGCCUUUUCUUCGUGUACUCGGUGUAUUAUGUUUCUACUUUUUCUACAAGUAUUUUCCAAGCGAGGACGUCAAGCUUUGAUAGCUUAUGCUUUCAUUAUUAUGUUGACUGGUCCGACUAAUAAUACACUCCAUAACGUUCAAGUGUUAUCAGAGUCUCUCUCUUGUGGACAGGAAGAAUUAAAACAAGUUAUUAAAAUCCUAACUAAUUUUGCUAAUCAGCCUUUCGUUGCAUUUCGGCAUGCUUUAACAAAGAUGAUCAAGAUUUUGGAAAAUGUAAAGGAAAAUAUUGAAAAUCUUUUAACCACGAUAAGAAAAUUUUUUCUCAGUCUUUAUUCAGUAAUAAAGUCAGCAUACAAUUGGCUUGAAAGCAUUGUAAACCUUUGUAAUAAAAAAUUUGGAACUCCAUAUGACAGAUGUCGAAAUGGUUUUGAAAUUGCUAUAGCUGAUUGUCAAGCAAAACUUGGACCCUUAUUUAACAGUUUUUGCGAAAUAGCAAAUACUGUUCAAAGUUUAUGUUUUUCAAUGAAACCGCUUGAAUUCGUGUGUAUUUUGACUUCUCUGCUUCAAAACAUUAUUUUGGAUACACUACAAAAAAAUAUUAAAAAUUUUCUUUAUCAAAUAAAAAUUAUGUUUUAUGUUAAAAUUGAAUUUUCACACUUUUCACACUUUGAAGUCAAUAAAACAAACUUUUAUGAGAAUAUAAUUUCUCAUAUUUUAAAAGAUGUUGAAUCUCAAACUCAUAAUUUUUUAAUUGUGUUUAACUCAAUGCGUUUCGUAACAAGUUUUUUUUUUCUUUGUGUUCUACUCAGAGUUGUUAAUUACAGACAUAAGUGGUUAACGAAAGACUGCUUCAACAACAAGUACCUUACUGAAGAUUUUUACAAUAUUGAUUUAAUAAGAACACAAAAAAGCAAAGAUGUAGUCUUGCCACUUGAUGAGAGAGAACGGAAAAAAUACAUAACAUUUACAUCAACAACAUUAAGUAGUAAAGAAAAAACUCGGCUGGCUAAAUCAACGAUAUUUUUGGGAAUCGCUUCUUUUAAAUUCUGCAUCAAUAUGUUUGUUGAUCAUAGUCUUUACUGGAUCUUGAGUACAAUUAAUUACUAUGGUCGAUUUUCGAAUGAAGUUCAACAAAGGCACAUUAUUGGUUUUCAAAUUGCUGGUAAUGGAUAUAUGUCCGAAAUCUAUCGAGAUAUUUCCAAAAUCUUUCUGCAAUUCGAAAGAAAUGACAAAAACUCAACUUUCCUCUGCCUUCCGGACCCUCUAUCACCAAACUAUAGGAAAUAUAAUGAAAUCAUUAUAAUUGUUAUCUUCAGUUGGAUGGUGGCUCUUUUCGAACCAUUUGGAUUAAGACUCAGUCAAUUAAUCAUGAGUCGCUACUAUCCCAGAAGAGCAAAACAUCGAGCAGUUUGGUUAUAUAACCAUAUUCUUCGAUCCCGAGGAAACUAUUUAAAUUAUAUAAGACGUAAAUUGCGUCAAAAAAAAAGAUUCAUAGACGGAAAUUAUUGGGAAUAUAAUUCAUCAAAAGAGUUUUCAUUUCGUACAAAUUCUAUUUCAAAUAAUAAUUUAAGAAAUAAUCAAGAAAUAUGUCUUUUGUGUGGAGUUUCAGUAAAUCAAUGUAAUCUAUCUCACAUUCGAUGUACUACUUCUAAUUGUGACGGAAUCUUUUGUGAGAUGUGUCUUGCUGAUUUGCACGGUCGUUGCACGAUUUGUAACGUGCUGAUUAAGUCUGAUGAUUUAUCCAAUGUAAGUGGAAAAAAAUGAAAAUAUUUUGCUUUUCGACCGAAGUAUUUAAUAGUCAUAGGGCAAUCUGUUAGUUGCAUUUUUCGCUUAAAAAACAAAGAAAAAGAUUGUUUCAAACAGUCGACACCGGUUAUCAAGAAAAUUCAUUUAGUUCAGCCUUCAAUUAUUAAUAUAUGCAGAAAACUUAUUUUAUUUAAUUUUCAAUUCGUCAAUAAGAUUGUAGAUUUUUAACUUUUUGCUCUGAUUGCUAAGGAAGUAUAUAUGCCAGUAAAUAAGUAAGUAAGUAAGUAGUUUUGCGAUUAUCUGAUA
Molecule: messenger RNA, 2945 nt
Organism: Microplitis mediator
Lineage: Eukaryota; Metazoa; Arthropoda; Insecta; Hymenoptera; Braconidae
Product: DC-STAMP domain-containing protein 2-like
Exons: 8
Coding region: 492-2657 (721 amino acids)
Cellular component (GO): membrane
Source: RefSeq, a predicted model, not a curated record